Molecule: messenger RNA, 801 nt
Organism: Darwinula stevensoni
Lineage: Eukaryota; Metazoa; Arthropoda; Ostracoda; Podocopida; Darwinulidae
Source: the annotation of a GenBank genome assembly
AUGAAAGAGGACAUGGAUCCCGAUACGGGUGUGAAUGGAACAACAAAUGGGGACAUCCCUGAAGUGGAAUUGAUCAUUAAGGCUUCUACAAUUGAUGGACGGAGAAAGGGAGCAUGCCUCUUCUGUCAAGAGUAUUUCAUGGAUUUGUACCUCUUGGCUGAGAUGAAAACCAUCAGCUUGAAAGUCACCACAGUGGAUAUGCUCAAGCCUCCACCUGAUUUCAGGUCAAAUUUUGAAGCCACACCACCACCAAUCUUGAUUGACAAUGGCCUGGCUGUUUUGGAUAAUGAGAGCAUCGAGCGGCACAUCUUGAAGAACAUCCCUGGAGGCCACAACCUCUUCGUCCAGGACAAUGAUGUUGCCCGGAAGAUUGAGAAUGUUUAUAAUAAAUUCAAGCUGUACCUGACAAAGCGAGAUGAGGGGAGCAAGAACAUCUUGUUGGGACAUUUGAAGAAAAUUGAUGAACAUCUUGGAGCAAAGGGAACCAGGUUCCUGACGGGAGAUACCAUGUGCUGCUUUGACUGUGAGCUCAUGCCCCGCCUGCAGCAUAUCCGUGUUGCUGGGAAGCAUUUCCUGGAUUUCAACAUCCCCUCAGACAUGCAUCACUUAUGGCGUUACAUGAAAAACACAUACCAAUUGGAUGCCUUCACCCAAAGCUGUCCUGCUGACCAGGAUAUCAUCAAUCACUACAAACUCCAGCAGGGUGUAAAAAUGAGGAAGCAUGAAGAGUUGGAGACACCAACCUACACAACAUCCAUCCCAAGGGAAGUGACUGAGGAUCUAUACUGUAUUACACUCUGA